UCAGCUGGUAGUAAACGCGCGACUGACGGAACUAUUGUAGCUAUGCGUAAUCGUAUCUUGCAAAGGUGAAAAAAACUGGCCAAAAAAAGGCAAAGCUUAAAUAACUCUGAGAAAGGCUGAGCAAAAAUAAUCAAAGUGAUAUUUACAACGCGUUAAUUCAUCGCGUUCAUUCACGUUCAGUCUCAUUGUUCGAUACCAGUUAAUGCGUGAAUAUUUUUCAUCGACAUAUUUCGUAUUGCAGUGAAGAAAAAGAGUGGAGAAAUCGAUUGAUAAUUCAAUUCUAAUCAGCUCAAUAAUCGAAUAAUGCGAUCGAGUCUUAUUUUUCUACUCGUCGUUUUCUUUUCUUUCGUACAGUUCGUCGAACUUUGGAAUUUUCGGGAGCAAUACAAAUCUCCUAUCAUCUUAAUUCCAGGAGAUGGAGGUAGUCAACUUGAAGCUAAACUCAAUAAAACUUCUACAGUGCACUAUCUUUGUGAAAAAGUUUCUAAAGAAUAUUUUAAUAUUUGGCUAAACUUGGAAUUACUCGUACCAGUAAUCAUAGAUUGUUGGAUCGACAAUAUGAAAUUGAUAUAUGACAAUGUGACAAGAACUACGAGAAAUCAAGAUGGAGUAGAUAUUCGAAUACCAAACUGGGGAGAUCCCUUCAUCGUCGAAUAUUUAGAUCCAAGUAAAGCUUCUCCUGGAGCAUACUUUAAAGACAUUGGAAAUAUGCUAGUCGAUGAGUUAGGAUAUAUUAGAAAUAUCUCUUUACGCGGUGCUCCGUACGACUUUAGAAAAGGACCCAAUGAAAAUGGAGAAUAUUUUGUUAAAUUGAAAUCAUUAGUAGAAGAAACGUAUUCUAUCAACAACAAUAUGCCGAUAACAUUAAUAGCUCACAGUAUGGGUGGACCCAUGGCUCUUAUAUUUUUACAGAGUCAAAGUCAAACGUGGAAAGAUAAAUAUAUUAAUUCUUUGAUCACUUUAGCAGGCGUGUGGGGAGGAUCUGUUAAAGCGAUAAAAGUAUUUGCUAUAGGUGAUGAUUUGGGCGCGUAUCUACUACGGGAAAGUAUUCUUAAAGAUGAACAAAUUACAAGUCCAAGUUUGGGAUGGCUUUUACCUUCAAAAUUAUUUUGGAAAGAAAACGAAGUUUUGGUCGAAACGGAAAAUAAAAAUUAUACGCUUACUAAUCUUCAAGAUUUUCUCAUAGAUAUAAAUGUACCCAAUGGAUGGGAAUUUCGUAAGGAUAAUGAAAAGUAUCAAUUAAAUUUUACUCCACCAGGUGUAGUAAUGCAUUGUUUAUAUGGAAAACAAAUAGACACCUUGGAGAGAUUAUAUUAUAAACCAGGUACGUCGAUCGAUGGACGUCCUCAAUUAAUUCCUGGAGAUGGUGACGGCACGGUUAAUUUACGAAGCUUAGAAGGUUGCCUCCAUUGGCAAAUGAAACAAAAGCAAAAAGUCUAUCAUCAAGCCUUUCCCGGUGUAAAUCAUAUGACAAUUCUUAAACACCCGGAUGUUUUGAAAUAUAUUAAGUCGGUCUUAACAGUUUGACGAAGCGGAAAUAAAAAAUUUAUUAAUAUUUAUCAAUUAGAUAUGAGAAUGAUAUAAACAAAAAUCGCAUAAUAUUUGUAAAUUGCUGCUAAAAGAUAUACGAACAGUUAGCGAUAAUAGUUGAUCAUGUAAUUGUGCAUGUCUGUUUAUUGUAAAAUAUUUUUAUACAUUAACAAUUUUAUCUUUUUAAGCAUAUUCUCCUUAAAAUAUUCGUAGUUCGUACAUCUUCGGCAACUAUGUUUUUAAAUAUAAAACAAAUAGUGUAAAAUAUACAAAGUAAAUAGAAUUACUCUUAAGGAUUUAUCUCAGGUAUUAGUUUUACUCUCUAGAAAUCUUGAUUUAUUAUCUAACAAAUGAUAAUCUUGAAAUAAUAAACAUUCGAUAAAUCUUGCCAUAUAUAUAUAUAUACAUAUACAUACGUUAUUAUUUAUUCAUUUAUAAGAAUAAUUUAUAUCUAUUAUGUAAAUUUCCUUACUUUGUGUAUUUCUAAAUUUUAUUGUUAUUAUAUAAAAAAUAAAUAUUUAUUUUUACCAUCGAAUAAGUUUAUAAAAAACAACGAUAGGAAAGGCGAACUUUAAUAUACAAAGAAAUAUUCUUAUUAAUUAAUAUAAUAUAGAUUCUAGAUUAAAGGUGACAAAAACAAUAAGUUAUAGAAACAUAUUCCAUUUAUCAAUACAUUAUGUACAUCACAGAUUUCGAUUUACACUCGAUCUAUCUUACAAUACAUUCAAAGCAAUUACGUAUUUUAGAUCAAUAUUUUGAUAACUACACAUUGUGAAAAUUAUACGAAAGUAAAUAUGAAAGGUAUAGAAAUUAAUAAUAAUAUUGGAAAAAUAAAAA
Vespula vulgaris is the source of this 2367-nucleotide messenger RNA. Its product is annotated as phospholipase A2 group XV-like. Lineage: Eukaryota; Metazoa; Arthropoda; Insecta; Hymenoptera; Vespidae. The record is from RefSeq and is a predicted model, not a curated record. Gene Ontology annotation, biological process: lipid metabolic process. The transcript has 7 exons. Bases 304 to 1527 code for a protein of 407 amino acids.